Hyalella azteca is the source of this 3882-nucleotide messenger RNA. Its product is annotated as titin. Bases 1 to 3882 code for a protein of 1293 amino acids. Gene Ontology annotation, molecular function: protein binding. Lineage: Eukaryota; Metazoa; Arthropoda; Malacostraca; Amphipoda; Hyalellidae. The transcript has 18 exons. The record is from RefSeq and is a predicted model, not a curated record.
AUGGAUAACUACGUGGUAGACGAGCCAGGUGUACCGUGCGGACCUCUGUUCCUGACGGAGGUCUGUGACACCGCCAUCCGCCUGACAUGGCGACCUCCUGACGCAGGCGGUGGAGGAGGCCUGGUUUGCUAUGGGGUUGAGGCCAGACUCAUCGACAAGGUUGAUAUAAAAAAGACGCGCGUGACGGUUGACGCGCGCACGACGACGCUGCUGCUGACGGGCCUGGUCGCGGGUGCGGUCUACAGCUUCCGCGUGCGGGCCGCGACCAAGACGGGCCCGGGGCCUGCCCUCGUCAGCCACACCCCAGUCAGGAUGUCCUCACGUAGAGGUAAACUGCAGGCGCAUCGUCUGUGCUAUGCGUUGAGGUGCAGUUUCUUCUUCAGUGUAUGUUCGAGUGCCGCCUUGCGAGCUUCCGUGUCGUGCUAUGUGUGGGUGACCGCAGCCAUGGGCAAUAAGCAGGCCCAUGAUCUCUCUCAUGAUGAGAAACAGAGGCUGAAGUUCGAGAAAGAUAAAGAAAAGGCUUUAGCUAAGUUAGAGAAAGAACGAGUGAAGCAAGAGAAAAAAGAGCAUAAGAAGAAAAAGAAAAAGGGGAUAAGAAGUGAUGCAACCGUAGCUGGUGAUGAAGCGUCUGAUGCCGUCAGUGAAGCAGGAUCACAAUGGUCCGAGCGGAGUGUGGGAUCCGCUCCUGGUUCGUGGUAUCACUCGGCUUCUGAACCAUCUUCUAAACGAUCGUCGGUGUACCUACACGCGUCUCCUGGUCCUGGGUACUACCAGCAUGACUGUUGGUACGCGGGGUACGAGGACACCAGUUCUGAAAAGUCCUCAUCCACAUCCAAGCCCGCGUCCCGAGCCUCCAGCGUCCGUGAUACUCCGAACCUUCGAGCCGCGUCACUGGAGCGCUACCCUCUCGGCAUCCCCACUGCCGAGCCUAUUGAGCCUAUGCAUAGAAAUGCUUCCCUUGAUUUCUCCGAGUCCAUAAAACGGACGAAGAAGCCCACAACGAAGGCCCAAACUGACGAAGCUGCAGCCAUCGUUGCCUCGAGAUACGAUGAGAACAUUCGCGCAUCGAAAGAGUACCUGGAAAAGAUGGGUUCCGGUCGUCAAAGUAAGACGAAUUUGCCUUUGUUCGUGGAACAAAUAAAUGUUAAUGACCAGGCAGCGUCUGACUCAUGGGAAGUGAAAGGCGCUAAGCGAAAAGCAGAUUCAGUUGAUCAGGAAUCGUUGCGGUCUUCAUACCACACGGCAGAUGACGGAUCGUCUUUGGGGGGCGAGUACAAGAGGCGGUCAGUUGAAGGCUCGUCUGUCGCUGGCUCCAUCUAUUACUCCGCUGACGAAGGAGGCUCGUACGGAGGCUCGAUUUACUAUAGUGCCACUUCCGGCUCUGAGGUGGAGGAGAGGGCUAGGGCCAUGGAUGAAGAUUUGGGUGCCGACCGGCCCAGCCCGCCUGGCAGGCCCGAGGCUGUUGAUCGGGACACGGGGGGCACGGGCAGGCUGGCCUACCUCAGGGCCGAGAACGACGCGCUGCUGCUGCGCUGGACCGAGCCUGCCGACGACGGAGGCUCUCUGGUCACGGGCUACAUCAUCGAGAAGUGCGAGGGCGAAGGCGACCAGUGGGUGCGGGUGAACCUCGUGCCUGUGCGUGAGACGGAAUACGCCGUCGCACACCUACAGGGCGGCCGCGACUACCGCUUCAGAGUGUGUGCGGAGAACGUGGCGGGCACGUCGGAUCCUUCGCCGCUGUCGGACGUCGUGACGGUCGCGCUGGACAGCGAGGCGUCCGAGCCUCACUUCCUGCGGGAGCUGCGCAACGUUACGGCCAUCUGUGGCAACAGGGUUGAGUUCACGGUAGCUGUCGUGGGUUCCCCGCGCCCCGACGUCACAUGGUACAAGGAUGGCUUCGAGAUCUACGAUACGAAGCGCUUUGAGUUCUACGAGAGCCCCGGCAACCAUUUCACUUUGGCUCUGAAGGAGGCGCGACUGGCGGAUGAAGGAGACAUCAGAGUCAGGGCUGCUAACAGGGCUGGGGCUUCCUCUUCCCAAGCCAUCCUCCGAGUACAAGCGCCCCCCGUCAUCAGCCUGCCCCCCCAGUACGAACAAGGCCUCAUCUUCGACACGGACGAGCUCAUCAGGCUGCGAGUGCCGUACGUGGGCAAGCCUCAGCCUACUGCCUCUUGGACGCACAACGGCAAUAAGAUCCCAAUGAACGACAAAUUCUCAAGCGAUGUCUCGGAGAAGUUCGCUACAUUGAAGCUGUCGAGCGGUUGCAGGGCGGACAAGGGACUGUACCAGCUUACCUUGGAGAACCCGCACGGCUCAGCCCAGGCCUCCUUCUUCAUCACCGUCACAGACCGGCCCGGGCCGCCAUCGCGCCCCCUGGUGGCUGAGUUGUCGGGCAACUCCGUCACUCUGCGGUGGGACCCUCCUGCUGACGAUGGUGGCUGUCGCGUCAGCGCAUACAUCCUUGAGUACUUCAGGGUUGGUUGGGAUGUGUGGCUGAAGGCUAUGACGUCCCGUAUCACGUGGGCACAACUCAACGACCUCAUCGUCGGCUCUGACUACAAGUUUCGCGUCAAGGCCGAGAACGCUUACGGCAUGUCAGACGCCAGCCCCGAGUCAGACGUCGUACAUGUCGAGGAGUCAAGAACUCCAGGCAGUUCGUCGUUCGAGUUUGACACGUACAAGUCCACAAGCGCUGCUGGCUCGUCGCUCCCUCAGGACCGAGCUACGGCCCUCCUUAAGGGUGAGAGUUCGACCUCUGGCGGCAGCUCAGAGACGGGUUCUUUCGAAAAAACUCGAAUGGCUGAACGAAAACGCAUGGCACUCGAGCCAGAUUCCGUCGAGGCUCAGGAGUACAGAAAAUCCUUCGAAGCCGAGUACAACCGAUCCUUCGAAGUAACUUCACACGAUUCCAUUGGAGACCUUGAUCCCCCGACCCUGAAGCUGCACCCUGCGUUGAACAGAGGCCAAGUUUCUUCCGAUGCUGACGGAAGUCAGUCAUCUUUUGACACCGAAUUACCGACCCUGCGAGAGCAGGAUAGGCCUUCCUUUGAUCUUCCCGAGGAAGAUUCCUUCCUGCUGGAGAAGCAGAAGUUCUACGAAGAAGAAGAGGAGGCACGUCAGGCUUCAUCCUCGGUCUUUCAGGCUGAGUUGUCUACGGAGUCGGACGUUCCGCCUCCCCCGAAAAGGGCACCAAGGCGGGGAGGAAGGUCCCCAGCCCUGCCGCCUUCUAAUACGGGUUCUCAGGAUAGUGAAGGGCAGCCUCAGCCUCUUCCAACCCCCCCGCCUCGCCUCAGAAGAUCUGGCUCUCGCGCCUCAACGAUUUCCGACAGUGAAGAUCAGCCUCAGCCUCUACCCACUCCCCCGCCUCGCCUCAGACGAUCUGGGUCUCGCGCAUCAACAAUAUCAGAAAAUUCACUUUAUGCCAUCGAGGAGACUGAAGGCUUAACACCCCUGGCGCCGCCUCGCCUGAAGCGCCCCUCCUCCCGCACCAGCAGCCGCUCCGAUAUCAACUUAGGUUUGUUGUGUGGAGAACAAAAUUCGGUUAUUAUUUGGUUAGUCAAGGGUUCAAUAACUAAGCGGGUCGUGUUGAGAACCUUAGCUUCUGCCAGUCGUAUUGGAAGCUUCAACCUAUGCGUGCAUUUCGAGAGCCUCGACCUAUACGAGUGCCUUGAGAACCUCAAUCAAUCCGGCGCAGGCACUGAGGCCGUAGCUGAGGAAGGCUCGUCAAUGGUCGCACCGCCGCGCAAGAGACGCCUCGGCGGCUCCACGUCUUCGCUCGACGCUGCCUGUGCCGCUGACGACGUCGCCCGCACGCAAUCGAACGCACCCUCGCCUCAACACGUCGGGGAUAUCGAGCAGCUGUUUGGUGGUCUGGCCCAUUAA